AUGGGCGUCGCAACAGCACCAAGUACUCCAACAGUAUCUAGCAACGCCAUGAUCUUGAGAUGGCCCUCAGACUCUCCAGUCCCAUACCUUUUCUUAGGUAUUGCCUUUGUUUUCCUAGUCAUCGCCGUUGCAGUGCUCGUCCUUGCUUGCUCUCGUUGCCGCAUGAUCGCACGGCCUCCUGCAGCAGCCUUGCCGUCAAAAGAAAAGCCUGGAACCACCACCCAAAUGAGGACUCAGGAAGAGGUUGAGCCAAGGAUAGUUGUUGUCAUGGCUGGAGAUGAUCGCCCCUUGUUCCUUGCAAAUCCCAUCUCUUUGUCUUUGAUUUAA
Carya illinoinensis is the source of this 327-nucleotide messenger RNA. RefSeq names its product protein GLUTAMINE DUMPER 2-like. Gene Ontology annotation, biological process: regulation of amino acid export. The record is from RefSeq and is a predicted model, not a curated record. The transcript has a single exon. The coding region runs from base 1 to 327 and encodes 108 amino acids. Lineage: Eukaryota; Viridiplantae; Streptophyta; Magnoliopsida; Fagales; Juglandaceae.